ACAAAUGAACACUGAGGGGUUCUCCCAGCAUCGGUAUGCCUGCCUUCCUGAUCUCUACUUCAGACAGACGCUGCUCUUCAGAACAGAAGUAACAGCUGAGCUGUUUUUUACUGUAUGUGUGUGAGAACUGGUUUCUUUUGCUUUAUUUUUUUAACAUCAGUCACAGCACACUUUCUUCAUCUUCUCCACUCAUGAUGGGGUUUCACUCCGAAGGACCAGACAGAAACUGAGACAACCAGUUCAAAUGGAAGGAUGUUGAAAAGAGGACAAAGCAAGAAAACAGGAGAAAACAUGGUGAAUUAAAGGACAGAGUAAAAAAAAGAAGAAAUUAUGCUUAACAUCCCUGCAGUUAAUGUAUGCAGCUCAUUAAACAAUGAUGGCGUUUCUUUGGAAGCUGUGUCACUGACUCUGUGGACUACAGACUGAUAAGCGAGGUCUCCAGUCUGGGAUUUUUGCAGCAGCAGAUGUUGUGGACAUCUCAGACUUUAUAGGGAGUGGAGGCAUUUCAAGCAUAACUUGGACCUGAAUUCCUUCAAAGUCACUUUUUCUGUUUUUUUUUCCUCUUGGUGUGCCUUCAGCUGGGAAUUCUGUUUUACUGGAAGAAAGAAAAGAAGAGGAGUGUAUAUAUAUAUAUAUAUAUAUAUAUAUAUAUAUAUAUAUAUAUAUGUUUUUGUAUGUCUAUCUUUUUUUUACUUACUGGUAAUUGUGCCAGCACUGAGCACAAUACCAGGGGACUCUCACCUUUAUCUGCCCUUUCCAUUCUUCCUCCGGCUGAAAUGGAGCAUGGGGAUCUUUGUUUGGACUGAAACCAAACAACCAGCUACCUGACAAAAUAGUCUGUUUUAAGGAUUUAUCGCACCCAUAAAGGGCCCCUCACACGUAUUGCUGUCCAAGAUCAUGAAUUCCUCCCUGGAUCCACUGAACCAGAGUUCAGUUGACUCGUCAACGUCAUCUGUCCCCUUCUGCCUGCUUGAAAUAGGCUAUUCCCAAAUUUUCAGCACCUGCCUCCUUGAAGUAUCUAUCAUACUUCUGCUCACUAUUCUUAUUAUUUGCGGUAACCUGAUGGUGAUUUUUGUAUUUCACUGUGCCCCUUUGCUAAGCCAGCACACCACCAGUGCUUUCAUCCAGACUAUGGCAUACGCAGAUCUGCUAGUAGGAGUCAGCUGCCUCUUUCCUUCUUUGUCGCUUCUCCAUCAUCUGCAGGGUCUUGACCCCAAGCUCACUUGCCAGGUGUUUGGUUACAUGGUGUCUGUACUGAAGUCGGUUUCAAUGGCAUCUUUAGCGUGCGUCAGCGUAGACCGCUACAUCGCCAUCACUCGGCCUCUGACUUACGGAUCGCUAGUAACCCCUGGUCGAGUGCGCUGCUGUAUUGUUCUAAUAUGGUUCUACUCUGCUUUGGUGUUUCUCCCGUCUUUUCUCGGAUGGGGGAAACCGGGAUAUCACGGUGAUGUGGUGGAAUGGUGCGCAAUUGAGUGGAGGACUAGUCCCGCUUUCACAACCUUUAUCGUCGCACUGCUCUACGCCCCCGCUGCUCUCACUAUCUGCUUCACGUAUGCCAACAUCUUCAAGAUCUGCCGACAGCACACCCGGGAGAUCAGCGAGCGCCAUGCACGUUAUCGACCCCAGCAACUGCAGGGCCCAGGGACGAUGGAGGGGUCCACAAUCAAGGACACCAGCACAGUAGAACAAGGCCACUUGCCACACUUGUCCGGGCCGCAAAAGACCCAGCAGCACCAGCGUCAGUAUCAGCAGUCCCCAUCAGCAUACCCAGACAAGCGAUACGCUAUGGUGUUAUUUCGCAUCACUAGUGUGUUUUACAUCCUCUGGUUGCCCUACAUCCUGUACUUUCUGCUGGAGAGUGGAGGGAUAUACCAACACCCUGCAGCAUCGUUUCUUACUACAUGGUUGGCAAUCAGCAACAGCUUUUGUAACUGUCUCAUUUACAGCCUCUCCAACUCUUCUUUCAGAAAGGGCCUUAAACGCCUCUGCUCCUUCUGUUUACAGCGAAGUGGCGGCGGCUUCGGGGUUAGGCACACCAAAAAAACAUUCGCUGGUUGUGUUGAAAAGGGUUGUGCAGGGCUGGGGUGUGGAUAUGGCCAUGGGGAAAUGGCAGUUGGUACAACAUGUCAUGUGUAGAGCAAGCUUUUGUGCCAUAUUUGGAUUUAAACUAAAAUGCUUGAAGCAACUGCUGUAAGAUUUGUCUUAAAUAUGCUAGAAAGACAUAGAAGGCACCAUUGACAUGUCAAUGCUGUUUCUGUUGCAUUUGGAUGUUAAAGCAAGCGUCUCCCUGCAGACGCCCCAGUUGGCAAAGUCAGAGAAAGAGAGUCAAGAGCAAAACAAUCAAGAAUAAAAAGGCCUUAAUAGCCCUUCAAGGUGUUUUUUUAAUGGUCAUGGAAACAGGCUACUGUGUAUCGACAGUGAUAGAUUAGGUGCUUUGAUAUGGAGGAAAAAAAAUGUCUGUUUUCUCUUUGGAGCAGGGUGAAGAAAAUGUUCAUCAAGAAAUGUUCUUUCUGGAAUAAAGUAAAUAGGUUUUUACCUGAAAAAGCAAAGUUACAAGAAGAAGUUUGAAAGGUGGUAUGUGAAACAUUGUGAUUUUGAUGGUCAGCACAGUUUCUGUUAAAUGCAACAAAAAAGAAAUCAGUCCCAACAGAAUAAACUGACUGCUGGGGUUAAAUAAGAUUUUACAGAGACGGUUUAAUUUUCUGUGCUCUUACGCUGUAUUGCAUGGUGAAAAUCAUGUAACAGCUCGUUUGUAUGUUUUGUAUGUGUGAGAUGAAAAGAAAACCCAGUGCAGUGAUUGAGCUAAUUAUGAAUUGUAUACAUCAAGGCAUCUUUUCAUGAACUUUGAAUACUUUGAAUAGAUGAUUAUUUAUUGAUCUUGUUAAAAUGUCUUUAACUAAGUUAUGGGUUUGCACACGUCACCUGUUUGUGAAAUGACCCGGCUUUGGUGUACGACUGUUGGACUGGAAAGCAAACGCAAGUUUCAAUGAAUUUCAAGUAAUAAUUAAAUUCAUUGCCAGGUUUAUUGCACCUUUAUUUGAUUUUUGUAGCUUAAAUUAUUCACUGAAGUAUUUUCAAGACAAAAAAAAAAAAAAAAAAAAAAGGACCAAGAACAGAUGUAAAGUAGUUUUUACAUUUGCCAUGUACUGAUAGUUGGUACAGUAAUUGAUGUCUUUAAACCAAAGGUUAAAGAUGUAGAAUAUUAAGAUGGCAAACCCCCGAACUGUGAUUCUCACCCUUUUCCAGGGGAGGGGUUAGCAGAGAGGAACAGUUAUAUGAGAAGACAGAAUAAUGAUUGUGAAAGUUUUACAUCUGCAUAACCUUUAAUCAUUUCAAGACAUGUGCAUAUACACAAAUAAACACACCAACAUGUACACUUAAACACAAUAAACAAGCAUCCUGUUUAUAUUCCAUCAGUGGGCUAACCUGUGUGUGGUGCUGUGAAGAGAGCAACACGCUGACUGUGAGUUUCCAGUAGCAUUUGUAUGUAUGUGUACACUUGAGUGCAUGGAGGCAGUUUGUGCCAAUUUUUAUUUAUUUUUUUGUGAGUUCUGUUCCUACUUGAUAUAUAUUACAAAAGAAUAAAUACUGAUAGGAAUUACAGAUAAAAAUACUUGUAACCGUAAAAGUUGUGAAAUGGUGAACCAUCGACUUAAUUUAGGUGCAGAUUUUGUAGCUUUAUCUAUUGUGCCAAAGAACGUAAAGUACAUAUUCUCAGAUUGUGACAUUUUUCUUUCCCUAAAUUUCUACUAAAUGAAGACUUAGUGAACUUGAAUGGUUUUUACAUAAAGUUUGUAUCCACUGCACUGUGUUGGCAUAUUACUGCCUUGUGUUCAUAAAUAAGUUUCUCAGUAUAUUGUGAAAUAUUGUUGCCUUGAUUUAAAUAAUAAGUCGAACUGUUGGGGAAGUGUUUUCCUCCAACAGAAAGUGAGGGCUCAGUUUAUUGGCAUGUGACUGUUGGGAAGACAAAGACUCAGUCGCAGCACGCAGUGAUGAAAAAAAUGCUCAUUAGUUAGCUACUUUCACUCGAUUCCACAUGCACUCUGGAAAACCCGGUCACCAAAUCAGCUGUGAGAUAUAUAAAAAAAAUGUUUGUGUGGAUUCAGCUACUCUUUACCAGUUUAUAUGUUGCGGUCAUCAUUCUUCUCUCUGGUAAAACUGAAAGAGAAAACCCAUCAACCCGUUGAUUCUGUUGCAUGUGUUUGUUGUUGCUUGCAUCAGAUUGUGUGCAAUUACAUCCAGAUUUGACCAUUGGCUGAAUUCUGACUGUUAAUGUUCUGGUCUCUGUAUUUUGUGAGUAUAUGUAUGAUGUACAGUAAUACUAAUGUCUAAAAUUUUCCAUCGUUACCUGUAAAGAAUUGCCAAAUACUGUAACCUUUCCUGUCUAUCCCUUCAUCUGUUCUGUCUGAACAAUUGUGUGUUUACAGUAAUGCCGGACUGAAUGUUUAUGAAAGUACACACACUUAUGUUUUUAUCAUUUAAUUUCUGUCUGCUCUCUUGUGAAGUGAUACUGUAAAUGUUGUGUCUUCCUGGUAGGUUUGGCAGCAUGCUAAACAACAGAAAUAAUUAAAGUGUUGUC
Messenger RNA from Melanotaenia boesemani (Boeseman's rainbowfish), 4579 nucleotides. RefSeq names its product probable G-protein coupled receptor 21. Lineage: Eukaryota; Metazoa; Chordata; Actinopteri; Atheriniformes; Melanotaeniidae. The transcript has a single exon. Gene Ontology annotation, biological process: G protein-coupled receptor signaling pathway. Gene Ontology annotation, cellular component: membrane. Bases 898 to 2136 code for a protein of 412 amino acids. The record is from RefSeq and is a predicted model, not a curated record. Gene Ontology annotation, molecular function: G protein-coupled receptor activity.